This is a messenger RNA of Ceraceosorus bombacis, 1339 nucleotides long. The record is from the annotation of a GenBank genome assembly. NCBI's taxonomy places the organism in Eukaryota, Fungi, Basidiomycota, Exobasidiomycetes, Ceraceosorales, Ceraceosoraceae.
AUGGCAAGGCUGACAGCGCUGCCGUCCGAGGUCACUCGUCCCACCUCCUCGCUCAUCCUCAUCUCCCUCAUCGCCUUCUUCUCCGGCAUAGCCAUUCACAUCCAAGCCGUCAGAAAGGGGCCCGGCUCUCUGAUCCCAAGCAUAUCUAAGCUCACGAAUGAAGAAGCGAUUGGGCUGCUGCCAGACGACUUCAAUGCGACGUGGAAACUCGCUCCCAACUUGACCAACCGCUUGCUCGUCUUCUUGAUCGUCUUCUUUCAGAGCAUCGUGUCUGAUCCUACAGCAUUUGGGGUGAGUGUUGAAUGUGCUACAGUUGCAAUGCAACAAUGAGCAGCAGGCUUAGACCGCCUCAAAACCUCGUACGGAUGGGACUUCUCGCAGCUGCUGCUCAUCAUCCUGUCAGCAAGCGCUCCUCUGCUGAGCUUCAUGUCGGUCGAAUCGCUCAAAGCUGGAAGAAGCAAGCUGCAUCACCCGCUGGUCUUCAUCGCGGUCGCACUGAUUUCGCAACUCGUGUGCGUCGGAGCAGCCUUGCCCGCCUUGUGGGUCCCCAUCUACGCAUACAUCCGCUGGUCCGAGGCGAGUCCUGAUUCGCCUUCAACGCUUGUGAACCUUUGUGCUGCAAAGCUUACCGAACACCUCUCAUUUUGCAGUCCUCUACCAAUCCGCCAGCCAUCCAUCCUGCACCCUCACCAUCUCCCGCGCACGUCAACCUCGUCUUUAUCUGCUCCAUCUUGGCAGGCAUCAUGAGUCUAGCUCAAUGCUUCGUCGAUCCAACCUCAUCUCUCUUUGUCUACCUCGACAUUGCUUUCCAGCUCUUUCCCUUGGCCUACUUGCCUCUUGCGCUCGCCGGUAGACCCAGCGUUCAGAAAGACCUGCCAAGACUCAAAGCCGCGGAUUUGUACAGGGAUUUGGGUUUCGGGCUGGCUCUGGCUUGGUGGGUGGGGUUGUGGUACGCGUACCCAGGACUCAAGAAGGCGUGGAAGAUGGGAGUCUUCGAGCAGGAUGGGUGAGCAGCAAGACCAUCAGCUCACAGGCGCACCCUGCCGAGCAGCGGGCUGACGCACAUAUUCACAAAUCCCCCUUCAGCGCUCAUCUGCUCUUUUGGGACACUGUCGGAGUACUCAUAGCGCAGUACACUCAAAUCCUAAUCGACUCGUACGCCGACGAAGCGAGGGUCACGGUGACGGGCGAGAGGGUGAUGCACAGGCGUUUUAUCGUGGAGGACAUCUUUGGCCUGGCAGGACUAGCGCUUCUGGGCCCAGGACUUGCCAACGCUACCUACUUUAGGAGGAGGGAAAGCUUGGCCGAGAAAGCGAGGGUGGGAGUUAAAGAGGAAUGA